ACAUAAUGAUUGAAUUGUGUCCUAGCCGAGACAUGCGAUGUGUACUGGCCAAGACACAGAGAGGUAAAAAUCAAAUGGCCAUUGGAGUGAAUUAACAAACACUCUGGACAUGUAUGAUACGUGAUAGCAUGCAUUAUAUGUCUAUAUAUCAAGAGCCCACUUGAGCUCAUGAAAGGAUUUGAAAUUUCAGCAAUUAUGGCUUUCGCCUGCUACUCUCUUUUCCUCAUUUUGUGCUUCAUAGUUUCUGCUGCCCCUUCUUUUGGAUCCAGUACUGCCGACGAGCCGUUGCCUCACAUACCUCUUGGAGGUGCAGAUUGUGCCACUCCCCUCUACGACAUGAAGUCGAAUUGUUGGGGCUACAUUAGGAAGAACAACACCAUGACGGUACCGGACUCCUGCUGCCACACGCUGCGAUCGGUGUUGUCAAGAUAUCCGGAAUGUUUGUGUGAGAUCUUCUUUAGUGGUGGAUAUAUCGAUUUCGACAUUGAUAUCACUAAAGGAUUUGCCACUUUUGAUGCUUGCAAUGUGCGUGGCCGUGUAGUCUCUAGUUGCAGAGAUGUGGUUCGGACUACGGGUGCAAGCUCUAAGACAUCUUCAUCUACACUCAUUGUGGUUGCUCUAGUAGUAGUCAUGGCCAUAGCGUUAUAAUUUCUAUCCGCCUUUAUGGACACUGUCAGCUAGUAUCUAGCCAACAUGAUUUUUUUUAAAAGUUCUAGCCAACAUGAUUUACUUUUACGUGUGUGUAGUUUCUAUGGUGCUUCAUUGUUUUAUGGGAACAAUUUGUAGUGGUAGUCUUUGAGGCUUUGUUUGAUUAAGCAUGUAGUAUAUAUGGUUAAUCACGUUCUACUUCAUGGUUUGGUUUAAUAUUCCACGGUUUGAUGGAUUAUGAAAUUUGAAAGGCCUCUGAGUUUGGUAUAUUUAAUUGUUUGUUUGAAUUUCGAGAUGUCAAAAAUAUCCCUAAUUAUAAAUAUUCGUGUAUAUACGACCGAUGAGAUAGAGAAAAAUUAUCAAAAACUCGAUGAAUAUGGAUAAACACUAGAUGUGGCUCUUUGAAUUAAAUUCACUAAUCCAAUCCAUCCACUAAAAAUCCAAUUAAUCUAAAUCCAAUUGGAUUUGUGAAUACAUAGAUAUUUGAAAA
Molecule: messenger RNA, 1138 nt
Organism: Linum trigynum
Lineage: Eukaryota; Viridiplantae; Streptophyta; Magnoliopsida; Malpighiales; Linaceae
Source: the annotation of a GenBank genome assembly